Molecule: messenger RNA, 572 nt
Organism: Spea bombifrons (plains spadefoot toad)
Lineage: Eukaryota; Metazoa; Chordata; Amphibia; Anura; Pelobatidae
Product: protein N-lysine methyltransferase METTL21D-like
Exons: 4
Coding region: 1-540 (179 amino acids)
Biological process (GO): peptidyl-lysine methylation
Cellular component (GO): cytosol; cytoplasm
Molecular function (GO): protein-lysine N-methyltransferase activity
Source: RefSeq, a predicted model, not a curated record
AUGUUUUUGCGGAAGCUGGAGCGCAGUGAUGGGACGGUUCUGGCGAUUCAGCAGCUGAGCUCCGGAGACGUAGGCUGCGUGGUGUGGGACGCCGUUAUCGUACUAUCCAAGUUCCUGGAGGGCGAGGAGUUUGUGGGCCCUGGAUUCCAUAAGCUGAGGGGGAGAUCGGUUCUGGAGCUGGGGUCUGGCACCGGCAUUGUGGGGAUCAUGGCGGCAACCCUCGGGGCAGACGUCACGUUGACGGAUCUUGAAGACUUGAAGGACUUGAUGAACGUGAACAUUGAAAGCAACAAGGAUCUAAUCACCGGUAGCUGCCGAGCGAAGGUACUAAAAUGGGGUGAGGAUGUCACAGAGUUCCUGCCUUCACCUAACUACAUUUUGAUGGCGGACUGCAUAUACUAUGAAGAGUCCUUGUGUCUGCUGCUGAAGACCCUUAAAGAUCUCUGUAGCCUGGAGACUUGUAUCCUGUGCUGUUACGAACAAAGAACCACUGGGAAAAACCCUGAAAUUGAAAGAAGAUUUUUUGAGGUGAGAUCAUAGAGCCCCCCUUGAUAGGUUUAAAUAUUUCUGCU